GACCGGCUAUCGAUCGGGGGACCCGAUUUUGAAAAGACCCGACGCAGAGGAUAACAGUCCCGGGCGCGCACCCCAGGCCUCCGGCUGCAGACCGGAGAGGGGCGAGCCCGGGAGGACGAGAUCCCGCGGGCACCCGGCGAGCGUCGCGCCCUCACACUCCUCUCGGCCGUCCCCAGCGAGCCGCGCGGCCGCACAGAGGAAGCCCGGCAAUCCCCGCCGCGGCCGAGGACACUUGGUACUGAGUUGGCGCUUGCCCGGCCGCGAGGAGGGCUAGGACAGCCCCUGGACGGUGGGAAGUGGCCGCGUUGAGUUCCCCGCCGCGGGAGGACGCUGCACCUGCCCGGAGGAUGCCCAGGGCCCUGCGGGAGCCUUUCCGGAUCAGAACUUUUUAGGCUGCCCUCCCCUUCCCCCGCAGUCCCCCCCCAGGCCGCGUCCCCGCAGGUGGGGGCCCAGGGGGCGCCGCGGCGCAGCUCCCCUCCCGUCCCCACUCCCAGCUCGGCCGCCCGCCGCUUUGUUCCGGGCGCGCGGAGGGAAGGCGAGGCUGCGGCGGGUCAUGCCCAUGGUGUAGCCGCCAAGCGGAGGCAUGGCUGCCGGAAGGUUACUGCUCUACACGGGCCUCUCGCUAGCGCUCUGCGCCCUCGGCAUGCUGGCCGUGGCCAUCUGCUCCGACCACUGGUACGAGACGGACGCCAGGAAGCACCGGGACAGGUGCAAGGCCUUCAACACCCGCCGGGUCGACCCCGGCUUCAUUUACAACAACAACAACAACUUGCCUCUGCGCGCGAGCCGCUCGCGCCUGGACCGCUGGGAGGGCAAACUCCUCCGGGCCCGGAAUCGCCGGCAGCUGUUCGCCAUGAGCCCCGCGGACGAGUGCAGCCGGCAGUACAACUCCACCAACAUGGGCCUCUGGAGGAAGUGCCACCGGCAGGGCUUUGACCCCGAGAUCGCCGCCCUCCUACGGAAAGGAGAGACUGAGAGGUGCACGUACAUCAAGUACCACUACUCCUCAGCAACCAUCCCCAGGAACCUCACCUUCAACAUCACCAAGACCAUUCGCCAGGAUGAGUGGCAUGCCCUGCACCUGCGUAGAAUGACAGCUGGCUUCAUGGGCAUGGCAGUGGCCAUCAUCCUCUUCGGCUGGAUCAUCGGUGUCCUGGGCUGCUGCUGGGACCGAGGCCUUAUGCAGUAUGUGGCAGGGCUUCUCUUCCUCAUGGGAGGAACCUUCUGCAUCAUUUCACUGUGUACCUGUGUGGCUGGGAUCAACUUUGAGCUAUCACGUUACCCACGCUACCUAUAUGGACUACCGGAUGACAUCAGCCAUGGCUAUGGAUGGUCCAUGUUCUGUGCAUGGGGGGGCCUGGGCCUCACACUAAUCUCGGGAUUCUUCUGUACCUUGGCCCCCUCUGUCCAACCUGUCCCGAGGACCAACUGCCCUAAAUCCAGACCAGAGAAUGGGACAGUGUGCUAA
Molecule: messenger RNA, 1468 nt
Organism: Psammomys obesus (fat sand rat)
Lineage: Eukaryota; Metazoa; Chordata; Mammalia; Rodentia; Muridae
Gene: Tmem178b
Product: transmembrane protein 178B
Exons: 4
Coding region: 584-1468 (294 amino acids)
Cellular component (GO): membrane
Source: RefSeq, a predicted model, not a curated record